This is a messenger RNA of Grammomys surdaster, 4259 nucleotides long. RefSeq names its product platelet activating factor acetylhydrolase 1b catalytic subunit 2 (gene Pafah1b2). Bases 141 to 830 code for a protein of 229 amino acids. The record is from RefSeq and is a predicted model, not a curated record. NCBI's taxonomy places the organism in Eukaryota, Metazoa, Chordata, Mammalia, Rodentia, Muridae. The transcript has 6 exons.
GGCGCUGCUGGUUGGUGCUGGGGCCCGAGGAGGGGACGCGCGCCGGAACGCGGCUGUCGGGAUCAAGCGAGCGACUGAAGCGCAACCCGCCGACGCCGCAGCCGCUGAGGGCCCGCACGGACCCUCUGCCUCUGUAUAGAAUGAGCCAAGGAGACUCGAACCCAGCAGCUAUUCCACAUGCAGCAGAAGAUAUUCAAGGAGAUGACAGGUGGAUGUCUCAGCAUAAUAGGUUUGUUCUGGAUUGUAAAGACAAAGAGCCGGAUGUGCUGUUUGUGGGAGACUCCAUGGUACAGUUAAUGCAGCAGUACGAGAUAUGGCGGGAGCUGUUUUCCCCACUUCAUGCUCUUAAUUUUGGAAUUGGGGGAGACACGACACGACACGUUUUAUGGAGACUAAAGAACGGAGAGCUGGAGAACAUUAAGCCUAAGGUCAUUGUUGUCUGGGUAGGAACAAACAACCAUGAAAAUACAGCAGAAGAAGUAGCAGGUGGGAUUGAAGCUAUUGUACAACUUAUAAACACGCGGCAGCCACAGGCCAAGAUCAUUGUACUGGGUCUGUUACCUCGAGGUGAGAAGCCCAACCCUUUAAGACAAAAGAAUGCCAAGGUGAACCAGCUUCUCAAGGUUUCCCUGCCAAGGCUUGCCAAUGUGCAACUCCUGGAUAUAGAUGGGGGCUUCGUGCACUCGGACGGUGCCAUCUCCUGCCACGACAUGUUUGAUUUUCUUCAUCUCACUGGAGGGGGCUAUGCAAAGAUCUGCAAACCCCUCCAUGAACUGAUCAUGCAGUUGCUGGAGGAAACACCAGAGGAGAAGCAAACCACCAUUGCUUGACUGGCCCCAUCAGUGUUAACAGCAUCCCAGCUUCCUCAGCUCAGUUAGACCACUGGCACUACAGAAUCCUUUCUUAAGGCACUUUGCAUUGUACAAUGUUCCUGGAUGCUUGUAUGUUUGAAGGGGAGGAGGGAUUUAAAUUGGUCCUGUAUAUAAAGGUUUGUUUGAGAGACGAGAAAAAUUAGCCAAGGAAGAUUCAUUUGAAACUAGAAGGGGACUUUUUAGUUGUUUAUGACACAUUUGUAGGAUUAUCACUGUUUUUCCUAGGACAACAUCAAGCAAGAGUCCAAUAUGAAGAGUCUGUUCUUGGCCCUUUUUUCUGUGGAUUAUGUCAUGUGUGAUAAUUAUCACAUCUACUUGGCUUUAAACUUAUUUUUGGUCCAAUUUUAAGGUUCAUAAGUUAGUAUGUUGUGUUAUUUUGUUUGAUUCAUGUAUCCUCAGUAUUUUUAUUAACAUAUAGCAUCAGAUUAAACAUGCUUGUCACUCCAAUAUGGGAGAUGCUAUAGUUACCAGUGAGUUUGUUCCUCUCAAUCUUAAGCAGUGAAAACACGGUCUGGGGACUGUGGGAUACUGUUUUUAUUGCUGCUGAUUAUCAUGUCUGUAACAGACCCGUGCAUGCAGCCUUUCCUCCGCUCCCCUUCGUCUCCUCACAGGUGGGUUAUUUACAUUGCAAACUUUUAACUCAUUUUUGAUCUAGGACUUGCACUGCCGUCAGGACGAUCUUACUAAUGUAUAACUCAUUCUGUGUGCUGUUCUGUGAUGUAGGGUCUGUGUAAUGUUAAUCAUCCAGAGUUCUGCGUGUCACCCCCCAACCUGUUGUUUUCCUUUGUUUUGGGUGUAGGAGGUCAGGGGUGGGGGGGGUCAGAAUUGUUUCCCAUUCCAUAAUGCCUGAUGUUAUUUCAAGUUUUAUAUUAUCUUAAGGUGUAUAUGUUUGUUUUCGUUUUAUAUAUAUUAUAUAUAAAUAGAUAUAUUUUACAGUACUGGAAUCCAACCCAGGGCCCUGCACAUACUAAGCAAGUGCUCUGCCAUUGAGGUAAUCUCUAGACAUGUUUGUUUGCUUGUUUGUUUGUUUGUUUAAUUGGUUUAAUUCUUAAAUUCUAUCAGUAAAAAAAAAAAAUGUUUUUUUUUCCAUGGGAAACAAUGAAAGCUGCUCUCACAAUAGAUGUGCUAUCUUUAUCAAUUUUUUUCCUUUUUUGUUUGUUUUUCGAGACAGGGUUUCUCUGUAUAGUCCUGGCUGUCCUGAAGCUCUGUAGACCAGGCUGGCCUCGAACUCAGAGAUCACUUGCCUCUGCCUCCCAAGCGCUGGAAUUAAAGGUGUGCACCACCACACCUGGCUUUAGAUGCGCUAUCUUUAUUCUGCCAUUUUAGUAAAGAUAGACUAGGUUCCUUUUUUGGUCUUUGAGACAGGGUCUCAUGGUAUAGCUCUGCCUAGCCUGGAAUUUGCUGUGUAGACCAGGCUAGUAUUGAACUCACAGAGAUCCCCCUGCCUCUGGACUCCUGAGGACUGAGAGUAAAAGCAUGUACCACCAUGGAGAUGGCUCAGUGAUUUUUUUAAGAUUCCUUAUAUAAUUUAGUGUCUUCAUCGAGAUUUCAAGAGAGCUCUUUACAUUCCUGCUGGUUUGCUUGAACUACACAAACUGCCACUUGAGAGAACAAUAGAUUAUCAAUCAUCAGUAUGCCAAUGGACCCGUAUAAACUGAUCUACAACCAUUUUCACUGGACCAGGUUGGGGAUUGAAGUAAUUCAUUAAAUGUGCUCUGCAGUGAUUUUGUUUAAUGGUCACACUCAGUAGCUAUGAUCUGGGCUUUAUGUUCUGCUUACAGAGCAGCCAUCAGGGCUGUUAGAGGAACUGUUGUUGGUUCGUGCUGAGACCUACACUUGACUGAGAACGAUAGAAGUUGAGGUUUUUCUUCCUGGUGAGCAUCUGUGUAGGAAUUUAAUGCAUAGUGUUGUGAAUGUAUCAUGUCUUCAUUAGCAACAGGAAGAUACACAUGGUGUUUACUAAAAUUGUUUACUACAGUAAAAUUCCCUUUUAUUUUUUUAGUAGCCCAAGUUCUGGAGUUUUUCAAGACAGAUUGUUUUCUGAACCGUGGUAUAACUUUAGGAAGGAGAGUUAAUUAAGCCAGAAUUUUGUGUGUAAAAAGAACAUGUUCUCCCCGGGUGUCUCUGUGUUCCUCGGAGAGUGGGAGUAUGGUCCAAAUGAAUCCAUUAGGUCACUGCUGCAGCAUGCACUCGUAGUUCCUCUUGACCAAUGAUGAACUAGUCCCAUGAGCUGGCUUUCAGCUCCCGCAUAUGUGUAUAAACCUCAGAUGUGACUACAUUUUAUACCUACCCGAGCCCUUCAAGCAAUAGUAUUUGAACCACUAGCCUUUUAAAUAAAACUCUCGUCCUAUUGCUAAGGUGCAGCUACGGAGUCUGCUGUCAUUCCUUGCCAGGUUUGUUUGUGCUGUUUUAGGGGGAAAAUUGUUGAUCAUUUUUUCUUUGGUUGGUAUCCCAGAUUGCUUCAGUGACAGAACUGGUUAGUCUCUGUGUCUUUUUUUUUUUUUUUUUUUUUAAGAUGUGAGCAGAACUUUCUCAUUGGUUAAGGGGCCAGACAACCAACAUAGAUACUGACUGCUUUGUUCCUUUUUCUUGGUAGGUGGGGUGGUGAUUUUCUUAGGCAGAGGCUACAGGUGCCCUGGCUGCCCUUGAACUUUUGGUGAUCCUCCUGGCUCUUGUCUCCCCAGUCCUGGAAUUACAGGCUUAUUCCACCAAGCUUGAUUUGUUCUGUUCCUUUCCCAACAUUUUUUUCUCUUGAGACAGGGUCUCUGAAGUAGUGCAAUCUGGUAGCCGUGAGUGACCUUGAACUCAGUCCUUCUACUUCUACCUUCCGAGUGUUGAAGUCAUGGCUCUACUCUGGCAGGUUGGAGAUGCCCUAGAUUGUACAUUACCAUUGGCCACCGUGUCAGGUCUGCUAGGUCUCUUGAGGACAUCUAUCCAAUCCUGAUACUUCUGUCAAAAGCCUACACCCAGUAAAUAAGUCUUGACUAGUGAACUCAUGCCCUGUUCUUAAGAAUUACAACUCAUUGUUUAAAAAAAAAAAAAAAGUCCCAAUUUCUGUUUGCAUUUUCAACCUAACCUCUUAACAGCUGUAUGCUCCGCCUGAGAUGUGUCUGUGCUAAGGUGUGUGAAUAUUGCCAGUUUUCUAUUUAUUACAGUGAUGAAGAAACCAGAGAUUGGGAAAGGGGAGCAUGGCCAGCUCCUGACUCUGAGCAAUUUGUGUGGGAGCGAUGAGUGGGCUUGCCAGUGGUCGUGUUCUUUAGGACCACUUCAGCAGGCUGACUGAACCUCCCCAGGGGAGCUUGUGACUAUGCUUUGGCAAGGGCUUCUUGACUAGAAUCCAUUCUGUUCAGUGCUCAUUUCAUAUAAAAGUCAACAUUUCACUGCAAA